Moesziomyces antarcticus is the source of this 1548-nucleotide messenger RNA. Its product is annotated as transducin family protein/WD-40 repeat family protein. Gene Ontology annotation, cellular component: THO complex part of transcription export complex. Gene Ontology annotation, biological process: mRNA export from nucleus. The transcript has a single exon. The record is from RefSeq and is a predicted model, not a curated record. Gene Ontology annotation, molecular function: protein binding. Bases 1 to 1548 code for a protein of 515 amino acids. NCBI's taxonomy places the organism in Eukaryota, Fungi, Basidiomycota, Ustilaginomycetes, Ustilaginales, Ustilaginaceae.
AUGUCGCAGCGACGUGAUGCACCACAGCGCGAGCAGCAGUGCGAGUGCCACCUCGAGCCGGCUGAAGCGGCGCAUUUCUUCUUGGGUCCGCACACACGCACGCAGCAGGAGCAGAGGCAGAAACCACCUUUCCGCACCCGCAAAGCUUUGUUCCAAGUGGCCACGGCGGUGAUCAGUGCAGACCCGCGGGAAAAAGGGAGAGGCCGCCCAGACAUGCCGCCUGGACACGGACGAAAAAAAAAGGCAAAGAACGACAUUUCUUCUUGCGAGCCUCUUCUCUCGCACGAGAGACACGCAUCGCGACCCUGUCCAACCCUGUCCAACCCUUUCCAACCCUGUGCGGGCUUGCGAGUGGAGGUUGCGGGGCCCACAUUGCAACACUCGCGCCUCCUUCCACACUUCCUCGACGACCAACGUCAAGUUUCGAUCGUCUCCAGGCGUACAAUGUCGCUCUCACUUCAAGCUGGGGCGUCGGGGUCAAAGCCUUCUGGGGCGGGUGCUGGUCCAUCGCAGUUGGUGGCUUCGCUGCGGGAACGCGGGGUGACUCUGCCGAACUUUGGGGCGCUCAAGAGCAAAGAGGUUCGCGGGGGGCAUCGGCAGUCUGUGCGCGGAUUGGGGUGGUCUGUCGAUGGGCGGAAGCUGGCUACGUGUGGGGCGGAUCGAGUGGUGCGUAUCUGGGUGCCGGAACGGUCGGUGGACGCACGCGCGUCGACGGAGCUCAAAGGGCAUAGCGAUAGUGUAGACCAGCUGGUGUGGCAUCCGUCGCAUGCGGAUGUUGUGGCCACUGCGUCGGCGGAUAAGACGGUGCGGAUCUGGGAUACCCGUGCGCGUGCGCAGCAGGCAAAUGCAACAGACGGUGUGACGACGGUGCAGACGCCAGGGGCCAAUAUCAAUAUAGCCUACCAUCCAAGUGGGGACUAUUUGGCCGUGGGGGAUAAGACGGAUACAGUGUCGGUGGUGGAUACACGACAGAAUCGCAUCGUCCAUACGGUGUGUACGCGAAGAACCGCUCCAACCGAUGCGUGUUCGCCCACAACGGUGAUGGGAACAACCGACGAGAUCAACGAGCUGUGCUUCUCUCCAGACGGCUCACUGUUGCUGCUGUCCUCCGGGUCGGGAUCGGUGCAUUUACAUACGACGACAGACUAUGCACGUGUGCACUCGCACGCCACACACACCGCCAACGUCUUCUGCCUCCAAUGGGACCCCCUCUCCCGAUACAUUGCCACAGCCUCAUCGGACUCAAUGGUCGCACUUUGGGAUACAAACGAGUGGUUCGCCCACAAGAUGAUCACAGAUCUAACCUUCCCCGCCCGCGCAAUCGGUUUCAGCCACGAUGGUGAAGUACUCGCUGCGGCAGGAGAGGAUCGAUUCAUAGCCAUCAAUGCUACCCAACCAAACACCGACGCCGACUCACUUCACAAGAUUCCAUUGCCUCCGUCAACGACCAUCAAUACCUUGGCUUGGCAUCCGGCAAAGUACAUCCUCGCCUACGCGGGUGAUGAGCCACAGAAGGAUACCGGCACCGUCCGCAUCUUCAACCUCUAA